Gracilinanus agilis (Agile Gracile Mouse Opossum) is the source of this 1130-nucleotide messenger RNA. It is a transcript of the gene ADAM15, whose product is annotated as ADAM metallopeptidase domain 15. Gene Ontology annotation, biological process: integrin-mediated signaling pathway; innate immune response; proteolysis. NCBI's taxonomy places the organism in Eukaryota, Metazoa, Chordata, Mammalia, Didelphimorphia, Didelphidae. The transcript has 10 exons. The coding region runs from base 69 to 1130 and encodes 353 amino acids. Gene Ontology annotation, molecular function: integrin binding; metalloendopeptidase activity. The record is from RefSeq and is a predicted model, not a curated record.
CACUGCUGCUGCCGCAGCCUCGGUGCCCCAGCACCUGCUGCCCUCGCUCGGCCCCGGGCACCGCUGCCAUGCGGCUGGCGCUGCUCUGGGCACUGGGGCUCCUGGGUGCCGGGAGUCCCAUGCCCUCGAGGACCCUUUUGGACACAGGUCAAAUGGGAGAGCAACUCCCACUGCCAGAGGAGCUACCUAGAAGGUACCCAGAGCCCCAGAUUCUUCGGGGCAACCUCACCCUCAACUUCUCAGAAACACUCCAGGACAGUCUCCCCCAGAAAUUACUGAUCAAACUAGAACUGGAUGGUAAGAGCCGCAUCUUAGAGCUGCAACAGAAUGGGGAGCUGGUCCCAGACACCCCAACCCUUGUGUGGUACCAGUCUGAUGGCUCUCAGGUGGUAAAUGAGGGAGAUACUCUGGAGAAUUGCUGCUACCAAGGGACAGUACAGGACCACCCAGACUCCUGGGCCUCUGUUUGCAUUUGCUCUGGACUCAGAGGACUGGUUGUUCUAUCCCCAGAGAAAGUAUAUACCUUAGAUCCAGGACCAUGGGGAGUUACCCAUAUCUCCAAGAUAGAAGACGUUCACCUAAAAGGAGGCACUUGUGCCCUGAAGCCAGGACCUCAUGUGCUCACCCAGGCACAGUCAGAGCUCAAGCUGGACCUGCAUCAUCUAUAUCGGAGUAAACGGGAUGUGGUGUCAGAGACAAAGUUUGUGGAGCUGGUGAUUGUGGCUGACCACGAGGAGGUCCAGAGAUAUCCAGACCUCCAUCAGCUGCAGACCCGAAUGCUAGAAGUGGCUAACCAGGUGGAUGCGUUCUUUAGGCCCCUGAAUGUCCGGGUGGCACUGGUGGGUGUGGAAGUCUGGACCCAGAAGGACAUGAUCACCAUGGACAGAGAUGCAGGCAUCACUCUGGACCGCUUCCUCCGCUGGCGUCAGGCAGAGCUGCUCCCUCGACUGCCGCAUGACAGUGCCCAGCUGGUCACGACCACCCUAUUUCUGAACUCUUCAGUGGGCAUGGCAGUACAGAGCUCCAUCUGCUCCCCAAGCCUCUCAGGGGGGGUGAAUGUGGUAAGUUUUCCUGGACCUCUUUCUGACCCUUCUCCCUCCCCCCCCCAACAGCAAUUCAAUUCAGUCUGA